GAAGAUAAUCUCUAAAGUAUUACACUUGAGAGAGACCUUUAGCUGCUGACCGACUGAGACGCCAGCAGAGUGAGCUUCUAGCAGGACCACUAGGGACACCUGUAGUGAUAAAGUGGUGAGACUAAGGUUGGAAUAUCAUGUGUGUAUCUCGGCUGGUUUUGCUGCUCGGGCUGCUUCUCUGUGUUGGAGCUCAGCUGUCUGACGCCCAGCACUGGUCCCAUGGUUGGUACCCUGGAGGCAAGAGGGAGGUGGACUCUUUCGGCCCGUCGGAGAUUUCAGAGGAGAUUAAGUUGUGUGAGGUGGGAGAAUGCAGCUACUUGAGACCCCAGAGGAGGAAUAUUCUGAGAAACAUCAUUUUGGAUGCCUUAGCCAGAGAGCUUCAGAAAAGAAAGUGAUGGCUUUUUACACUACACUGCUUUCCUAGAGAGUGAAAAACACUUUACGUUGAUUCUAUGAUGUUGUGUCAUUGUUAAAUGUGUCAGUGAAUUGGGUUUUCCCCGUGGUUACAGAUGUUGGAUUUGCAAUGUCCUAAAAUAAAAUUUUGAUAUGAACUUCUUCUGUAUGUGCAUAUGAGUGUGCGCGUGCGUGCGUGAGAGAAAGAAAGACAUUCUAUAGUAAAUGUUAAGGGAAAAGUUGGGAACCUGGAUGGGAAAAGCAGCAAAAAAUAGUAAUGUAUGAACUCCAUUUAGAUGUUUUGUCUGGCAUUGUGCAUGAUGGCUCUUGGUUUAUUAUGACAGUCGAAUAAAACAUUUGAACCAUG
Messenger RNA from Gasterosteus aculeatus aculeatus (three-spined stickleback), 760 nucleotides. It is a transcript of the gene gnrh2, whose product is annotated as gonadotropin-releasing hormone 2. The record is from RefSeq and is a predicted model, not a curated record. Gene Ontology annotation, molecular function: gonadotropin-releasing hormone receptor binding; gonadotropin hormone-releasing hormone activity. Gene Ontology annotation, cellular component: extracellular region. Lineage: Eukaryota; Metazoa; Chordata; Actinopteri; Perciformes; Gasterosteidae. Gene Ontology annotation, biological process: reproductive process; multicellular organism development.